Messenger RNA from Portunus trituberculatus (swimming crab), 573 nucleotides. Its product is annotated as SCAN domain-containing protein 3-like. Bases 1 to 573 code for a protein of 190 amino acids. Lineage: Eukaryota; Metazoa; Arthropoda; Malacostraca; Decapoda; Portunidae. The record is from RefSeq and is a predicted model, not a curated record. The transcript has 2 exons.
AUGUACUGUGUCAUUCAUCACUAUGCCUUGGCUUCACAUGGCCUGCCCGAGUCCAUCCAGGUUGUUCUGGAUGACGUGAUCAAGAUUGAGAAUUCUGAAGAUAUCCUCAACCACAUGAUGACAGACUUUAGAGAUCACUUGACCGGCCUCUUGGAAAGCUUGCAUAAGUACUUUUCAGAUUUGAAUAGUACCAACAAUGAAUGGAUAAGAAAUCCUUUUGAUGUGAGUGAAGAUAUCAUUCCCGAUGAGGACUGUUCAGCAAAAGAAGAAUUUCUCACAUUCAAGCAUGAUGCAUGGAAACUAAUGUUUGAGGCCAAGGCUGGUCUAGACACCUUUUGGAUCUCUUGUUUGCAGGACAUAUCAACACUAGCCUCUAGAGCAGUACAAAUUUUCAUAGGAUUUUCUACCACUCAUCUCUGCGAGCAAGCUUUCUCUACUGUCCUUGGAAUGAAGACCAAAAAGCAUAACAAACUCAACGUGUCACUGUCGUAUAAUGCCCACUUAGUCCGUUCUGUAACCAAGCCCAGAAUGGAAAAUAUCGCACAAGCAAUACAAGCUCCACUCUCACAAUGA